Molecule: messenger RNA, 2525 nt
Organism: Solanum pennellii
Lineage: Eukaryota; Viridiplantae; Streptophyta; Magnoliopsida; Solanales; Solanaceae
Product: putative pentatricopeptide repeat-containing protein At5g37570
Exons: 3
Coding region: 378-2108 (576 amino acids)
Biological process (GO): RNA modification
Molecular function (GO): protein binding; RNA binding
Source: RefSeq, a predicted model, not a curated record
UGACAUUUAUUUUGUAACCCGCCUGGUCGUUCAUAUAUCACAUUCUAACUAAAACUUAUUUCUCUGCUCAUUCAAAUUCCUCAAAAUCUUGAAGAACUUUGUAAGCUGCUUGCUCCAAUUUCUUUGGAAGUUCAAUCUGUUUGUUCUACAAUUUAGUUAUUAGCAGAAAUCUCAAUAGCAGGAGCUUCUGUAAGUGGGGUUAGCUUUUUCUUGAUUUCUUUGUGGCAUUUUAUCAAACACAUAGUGGAUGGUAAUAAAGCACACUCUUUCAAGCUAAAAACAGUUACAAAAUACAUAUAAUUGUCAAAAAUAUUACUAAUUCUUGCAUAAAGAAGCAAUGUGGAGUUGUCAUCACCAUCUACUUUGCUUUUGUGGUUAUGUCUUUGAUUAGAAAAUGCACAAGUACUAAACCAUCAUCCAUUACGGUUCUAAAUCUGUUGAGAGAGAGCAGAUGCAUAAAACACCUUGAACAAGUUCAUACACAUAUAAUACAAAAGGGUUAUGAGCAAGACCAAUUUAUCAUCAACCAGUUUAUAUCCCUAUGUAAUGUGUUCUCGACUGAUGUUUCUUAUGCUACAAGUGUGUUUGAGCAUGUUAUUCAGCCUAAUGUUUAUGUAUGGAAUACAUUGAUUAAAGGGUAUAGCAAAAAAUCAUCUCUUGUUGAUUGUUUCGUAGUCUUGAAACAAAUGAGAACAAGUGUGAAUGUGAUACCUGAUGAGUUUACUUUUCCUUCGUUGGUCAAAUCUUGUUCUAAUGUGUUGGCUUUGAAAGAAGGUCAGAUUAUUCAUGGGUUGUUAGUUAGAUAUGGGCUUGAUAGUGAUGUGUUUGUAGGAUCUAGUUUGAUUGAUCUUUAUGGGAAGUGCAAAGAGAUUGAGUAUGCGCGGAGAGUCUUUGAUGAAAUUUCUCUAAAGAAUGAGGUUAUAUGGACUGCGAUGAUCGUUGGAUAUGUAUAUGCUGGUGAUUUAUUAGAAGCAAGAAAGUUAUUUGAUGAAAUGCCACAGAGAAAUGUAGCUUCGGGGAAUGCAAUGAUUAGGGCAUUCGUCAAGUUUGGUGAUUUGUCUGGCGCGAAGAAAUUGUUUGAUAGUAUGCCUGAUAAGGAUGUGGUAUCUUUUACUACUAUGAUUGAUGGUUAUGCUAAGGCCGGUGACAUGGCAUCAGCGAGGUUUCUGUUUGAUAGGUCUUCUAAUAGAGACAUCAUUUCGUGGUCUGCUUUGAUGUCCGGGUAUGCUCAGAACGGGCAACCCAAUGAAGCUGUCAAAAUUUUCCAUGAAAUGUUGUCGAUGAAUGUUAGGCCAGAUGAGUUUAUAAUGGUAAGUUUGAUGUGUGCGUGUUCCCAGUUAGGUCGUCUGGACCUGGCAAACUGGGUAGAACAUUAUAUGAGCCAAAAUUUAUUUGAUCUUAAUCAAGUUCAUAUAGCUGCAGCCCUCGUGGAUAUGAAUGCUAAGUGUGGCAAUAUGGAAAGGGCAAAAAUGUUGUUUGAGGGGAUGCCUAAGCGUGAUCUAGUAUCAUAUUGUUCAAUGAUACAAGGGCUGUCUAUUCAUGGUUGCGGUUCCCAGGCUGUAGAUUUCUUUGAUAGGAUGCUGAAUGAGGGUCUUGUGCCUGAUGAUGUUUCCCUGAAGAUAAUUCUGACAGCUUGUAGUCGUGCAGAACUUGUAAAGGAGGGUUUCCGGAUCUUCAAUCUAAUGACAACCAAGUACUCUGUCAAGCUAUCUCCGGAUCAUUAUGCAUGCGUAGUAGACCUUCUUGGAAGAUCAGGAAAGCUUCAAGAUGCGUAUGAACUUAUAAAGUCGAUGCCUGUUGAACCUCAUGCCGGUGCCUGGGGUGCACUUCUUGGGGCUUGUAAGUUACACUGUGACAUUGAAGUAGGCGAGGAGAUAUCGAAUAGACUUUUUGAACUUGAGCCUCAAAAUACUGGUAAUUAUGUGCUUUUGUCAGACAUCUAUGCUGCGGCAAAUAGGUGGUUAGAUGUUGCACUGUUGCGUCAAAAAAUGAGUGAGAAGGGUCUUAGGAAGAUACCUGGUUGCAGCAGUUGGUUGAAUGCAAACCGCUUAGUCACUGGAACUCUUCGUGGGUUUGAUCUGUUCAUGAAUUUGGUCAUUGACAAGUGACAACACGGAUGAAGUUAAUGGCAAUGAUAGGAAUGAAAUUGGCAUGGUGCUGAUUCGCGGGAAUAGCAUGGUGACAAUUGAAGCAUUGCUUGACCACAGUAAGCUCUAACAGAUGUUUGUUUAUGCCCCAGAUGCUGCUGUUGCUUGUUUAAAGGAAACCUUAGGAACACAAGUUUGUACUGUCAGGAUUCGGUAUUCGACUAGAUAACAGUUAACAUGACAAUGGUUUUUCGUUUAAGUUUGAUCAUCAAUGCUUUCUAUUCAAUUAGUGCACUAUGUGCUGAAUGCAGUUUGUAUGUGUUCCUGUUUUUUUUCUCUCCAAUUAAAAGGAGCACAAUGUGAUGUUUGUUAUUACAUAUGAACGAGUUUGCUCAAUGCACACUUUAUGCAAAUGAUAACGGUUGCAAAUUUCUCUGA